This is a messenger RNA of Xiphias gladius (swordfish), 1717 nucleotides long. RefSeq names its product purinergic receptor P2X, ligand-gated ion channel, 3b (gene p2rx3b). The transcript has 12 exons. Gene Ontology annotation, biological process: monoatomic cation transmembrane transport; response to ATP. Lineage: Eukaryota; Metazoa; Chordata; Actinopteri; Istiophoriformes; Xiphiidae. Gene Ontology annotation, molecular function: purinergic nucleotide receptor activity; extracellularly ATP-gated monoatomic cation channel activity; ATP binding. Bases 4 to 1218 code for a protein of 404 amino acids. The record is from RefSeq and is a predicted model, not a curated record. Gene Ontology annotation, cellular component: nuclear inner membrane; plasma membrane.
AGGAUGUGGUCUUGUAUAACAGACUUCUUCACCUAUGAAACCACAAAGUCGGUGGUAGUGAAGAGCUGGACCAUCGGCAUCAUCAACCGUGUAGUCCAACUUCUCAUCAUCACCUACUUCAUUGGGUGGGUCUUUGUCUAUGAGAAGGCCUACCAGGUGAGAGACACAGCUAUUGAAUCCUCGGUGAUGACCAAAGUAAAAGGUUUUGGAAUCUACAAUGAGAAGGUCAUGGAUGUUGCAGACUACGUCAUUCCUACACAGGGAGCCUCGGUCUUCUGCAUCAUCACCAAACUGAUCACUACAGAGAACCAAGUCCAAGGAUACUGUCCUGAGAGUGAGAAGAAGUAUACUUGCACCCAGGACAGCGACUGCACUAGACACCUCAAUAAGCCAGGAAGUUAUGGAAUUCUUACAGGAAAAUGUGUUCCUUUCAAUGCCACUGUCAACAUGUGUCAGAUAAAAGGAUGGUGUCCUGCUGAGAUAGACACCAUCAAAACUACACAAAUGAUGGAAGUGGAGAAUUUCACCAUUUUUAUUAAGAACAGCAUCCGCUUCCCAACCUUCAACUAUACCAAGGGGAACUUCCUUCCUACUAUCACUGGUGAUUACAUCCAAAAAUGUAACUUUGACAUGAUCAACAACACCUACUGCCCGAUCUUCAGAGUGGGAGAUGUGGUCCGCUAUGCGCAGCAGAACUUCACUAAACUGGCAGACAAGGGAGGAGUGAUUGGAAUAAAGAUUGGCUGGAUGUGUGAUCUGGACAAGUCAGAUGACCAGUGUAACCCCUCAUACUCCUUCACCCGACUGGAUGCUAUGUCACAGAAGAAUGCUGUAUCACCAGGCUACAAUUUCAGAUUUGCCAAAUACUAUAAGAUGGAGAAUGGGACAGACUACCGCACUCUGGUCAAAGCCUAUGCUAUUAGGUUUGAUGUUCUGGUCAAUGGAAAUGCGGGGAAGUUCAACAUGAUCCCUACACUCAUCAACAUGGUGGCAGCCUUCACAUCAGUGGGAGUGGGUACGGUGCUGUGUGACAUCAUACUGCUGAACUUCUUGAAAGGAGCGGAGCAGUACAAGGCCAAAAAAUUUGAAGAGGUGUCGGACAGCCCGCUGGAAUCCCAAAGCAAUAGGUUUUACCACUCCCAGCUGUCACUCAGACAUAACGAGACCAUCAUGAGGUCCAGUGACUCAGGGGCAUUUUCUAUUGAACAUUACAGCUAAAUGGACAAGAUCGGAGCAACAGCCAGUGGUCAGGGAGCAUUGGACUAAGGAAGACAGAUGUGGGUUGGGUUUCUCUAAUUUUGUCAGUGUUCUAGGUUGUAUCAAUUUUACUCAUUCAGGGCUCUAUAUAACACAGUACCUCAGCUUCACCCAUGUCUAUGUCAAUGUCAAAAAAACAAAAGAACCUUGAACUGUUGCUAUGUUGCCCUAAUUUUUUUUAAAGCAGCUAGUGAUAAUGACAAACAAAUAAAUUUAAAAUAGAUAACUGAAUAAAUUAAAUACAAAAGCAUGAGUAUAUUUGUAUGGUGACACUUUUAAAAUCUGACAUUGGCUCAGUAUUUUCUAAGCAGAAAAUUUUUGUGUUCAUGUUGGAGGUCACUGCUUCUUUUGCACGUUGUAUUGAAACUACUACAAUAUAGCCUUUGUGAUGUAACACCUGGAAUAAACAAGACAUCUGGCAUGCAUUGGUUUAACUUGCUUGGCCCUCUGUAAUGGCUCU